Messenger RNA from Amaranthus tricolor (Joseph's coat), 648 nucleotides. RefSeq lists its product as uncharacterized. The transcript has 2 exons. Gene Ontology annotation, molecular function: nucleic acid binding. The coding region runs from base 1 to 648 and encodes 215 amino acids. The record is from RefSeq and is a predicted model, not a curated record. Lineage: Eukaryota; Viridiplantae; Streptophyta; Magnoliopsida; Caryophyllales; Amaranthaceae.
AUGCUUGGUACAAUUCAUGAACUUGCAACAGAGUACGAAGUCUCUAGGAAAACAAUAACUAGAUUAUGGCAGGAAGUUCAGAAGCAAAGGGAAAACAACAACACAACCAUCAAUCUCAACAACAAGAGGAUUGGGAGAAAAGCACCCAAUAAAAUUCAGUUUGAUGACGAGAAGUUCAAGUCCAUCAAAUUUGAACUCAAAGGGACUCAACAUUCAGUAGCAAAGCAAAUGCAAGUUUCACAAUCAACUGUAUGCAGGUUCAGUUUUGCAUUAUCUAAGUUGCAAUAUGAUGAAAACAAUGAUUCUUUCCAAUUCAAACCACAUACUAACAUUGUUCACAUUGAUGAAAAGCAUUUUUAUCUAACCCGAGAAUCACAGACUUACUACCUAGCAUCGGGUGAAGUAGAACCACAUCGUGAAUGUCAAUCCAAACGAUUCAUCCCAAAAAUAAUGUUUAAGUGUGCUGUUGCAAAUCCAAUUUAUUUAACUAAUGGUGACGUGUUUUUUGAUGGUAAGAUAGGGAUAUGGUCUUUUAUUACUCAAGAGCCUGCCAAAAGGAGCUCAAAGAACAAAAAGAGGGGGGUAAUUGGAGACCAAACCAAUACAGUCAAUAACCAAAGAGCACAUGAGAUCAAUGCUCAUCAUUAA